Strongylocentrotus purpuratus (purple sea urchin) is the source of this 1507-nucleotide messenger RNA. Its product is annotated as poly [ADP-ribose] polymerase tankyrase-2. Bases 272 to 1507 code for a protein of 411 amino acids. Lineage: Eukaryota; Metazoa; Echinodermata; Echinoidea; Camarodonta; Strongylocentrotidae. The record is from RefSeq and is a predicted model, not a curated record. Gene Ontology annotation, molecular function: protein binding. The transcript is spliced from 8 exons.
CAAAAUUGUCUAUAAAAACGCGAGUGCUGAGGAUUAUAAGUUGCAUUUUGUGAACCAUGAGGGAAGAAUCGCAAGCCUUUUUGUUUUCGUCAUCAGUAAUUUUACAUCAAAUAAAGGUCAGGUGGAAGUGAAAGUAGGAGAAAGGUGGCCGAAACUAACAAAUUUCAAGCUAGGCGUCGUUCGAUUAGACACUACGCCAGAAGAUUGUCGAAGAAAUUUAGAAGUUUUGCUGAGGCUCGGAGACGUAAUCACAGUGACCAAAGCCGUUAAGAUGAGUAGAUGGCAAAAAACCGUCAUCCGUGGACUCCGAUCCGGUUAUCCACUGGAUGAACAAGGCACCUUGUCCGAUUCCAGUGAUAAUGAGUCGAUAAUUAGCCCCUUCUACGACGAAUUGUUUAUCGAUGAGGGCAGUUCAUUUUCCGAAUCCGAACCGGAACCGGUGCUUGGGUCGCCAAGCCGCAUCACAACUUGUUCGGAGUCCGGAUCGCCGAGGACAGUACCCCCCUUGGUGAAAAGAAUUCGCGGAAAGUCGCUUUUAAAGCUCGUGAAAGCCGAAAACCCCAGCAUCGAUAAGGCCAAGGACCUCCUCUCAGAAGGCACCCCUGAUGAAAUUAGUCAAGCGAUAAAGCAUACAGACGCAGCGGGAAACAGCGUGAUCCACUAUGCCUGUGCCAAGGCUCUCGUACCCUGGGUAGAACUUCUCAUAGAGAACGGAGCAGAUCUUAAUGUGGCAGGCAAAGAUGGACAAACACCUAUGCAUUUCACAGUCAAAGGAGAAGCCAAGAACGUCGGUCAAGUUAAAGACAAAGUAAAAGUGGUGGAACUAUUGAUAAAGGAACGGGUACUUGCAGACGAGAAGGACGACCAUGGCCGUACACCAUUACAGUUAGCUUGUGACGUCAAAGGUCAACGCGAGGUCACCCGUGCCCUACUAUCACACAGAGAGAUUGAUCAAGAUGUAAAGUCCGAAACAGUAAUCUCACAACUUCUCCACAUCACAUGCCAGAACGACCAGUUUGAAAAUGCCGUGCUGCUACUGAAGCACGGUGCCAAACCUCUGACAAGUGGUGGGAAACGGAGGGAUACAGCCCUUCACAUCAUUCUUAGGAAAGGGCAAGCGAAGUAUGCCCUUCGAUUCCUUGAAACUUGCAAUCAGAAACUACACGACAUGCGAGAGAUUUUGUUAGCCCGAAACGCGAACCAGCAAAGCGUGAUCGAUGAGGCGGUCAGGUGCGGUGACAAGGAACUCGUCUCAUACUGCUUGAAACACGUUGCUCAACCGGGUGAUUGCGAUGACCUCUUGAAUAUCAGGUCAAAAGACGAAUCGACAUUGAUGCACACUGCCUGCAGACACGGACAUCACGAUAUUGUCCGAAUGCUUGAUGAAAUUUGUCCUAAGCUCCUGGACUCUCAAAACGAGAGACGAUUAACGCCGCUACACGUUGCCUGCAGUCGAAACAAAGCCCAGGUGACUACACUCGUCUGUGAUCUGUUACACCAGAGGUAG